This is a messenger RNA of Ustilaginoidea virens, 3741 nucleotides long. RefSeq lists its product as uncharacterized. The coding region runs from base 1 to 3741 and encodes 1246 amino acids. The record is from RefSeq and is a predicted model, not a curated record. The transcript is spliced from 2 exons. Lineage: Eukaryota; Fungi; Ascomycota; Sordariomycetes; Hypocreales; Clavicipitaceae.
AUGACGGAAUCAGUUGUCCUCAGUCUCGGUCGGCAGCACACGGCAAACGCAAAGGCUUGCGGCGGCAUCGGGUCUGGUUCUGGCUCUGGCUCUGGCUCUGGCUCUGGUUCUGGUUCUGGUUCUGGUUCUUGUUCUGGCUCUUGGUCUGGCUCUUGGUCUGGCUCCCCUUCCCUUGGCAGAGCUGGACCAAGCCCAGGCCAGUUGGACGCGGCUGCCACAGCUCUGGCGCGCCGGUGGCACGGUGGGUCCAGCAGCCCGGGAGAGCCGCCAGCCGCCGCUAGUCCUGGCGCUGCCUCCUCUGAAACUGGCGCUACGACACGCCGCCUCGCCCCCUGGCUGACCCGUUGCAACAAGGAUACGUGUAGCAGCACCAGCACCAGCACCAGCACCAGCACCGGCUUAGCGGGCUGUGGGAGCAAGGUCAAUCCCAUCCAUCCCAUCACCCAUCCCAUCGUCCAUUCCAUCCAUUCCAUCCAUCCCAUCCAUCCCAUCCAUCCCAUCCAUUCCAUCCAUCCCGUCCACCCCGUCCAUUCCGUCAAUCCCGUCAAGCCCAUCGACCCCGUCAGCCCUCAAACCAAGGAAUAUCCUGCGCACUUGAGGGCCGCAUCCCCGUCCUCAGCGUCACCGGCCCCGUCUUAUCCAGGCCCUGGCCCGCGCCAGCAAGAGCGUCCCGGCCACGGCCACGGCCACGACCACGGCCAGGUGCAGCACCCGCGGCGGCUCUCUCAGCGCCAGAGCCCUCAGCAGCCUCAGCAGCCUCAGCAGCCUCAGCAGCCUACAGAGCAGCCUCCAGAGCAGCCCCCAGAGCACCCUCGCCCGCAGCGCCCACCUCAACGCAUCCCCUCUCCAACCUUGGCUUUGCCCAAUCCUCUGCCCGACCAACAACAGCAGCAACAACAACAACAACAACAACAACAACAACAACGGCAACAGGGUGCCCCGCCGGGUCCCGACAGCAUCGCAAACGCUCGUGCCACCGCCAGAAUCGCCAGCACCUCCAGCACCGUCGCCAUCGCAGACUCGGAGGCUGUUGACGUUGCCAAAGAGCACGACGCAGACGCAGCUCGUCGCUCCCCUGAUCGCGAGCUUUCCUCGCUUUCUGCGUCGUCGCCCGACUCUUCUUCCCUGCCGGCAAGCCUGCGCUCUCGAGCACCAUCAUAUCAUUUACCCACCCACUGCGCGACUUUUUCUCCGCCGUCUCCCCAAGACUACUGCCUCAGGAAUCGUACUGUCUCUUGCCCCGAAUCCGGGCCUGUCGGCGUCCUCGAUACUGCCGCCUCCAACCACCUGAUCUCUCGGAGCUUUGAUCAGUUCGAUUCGAUCGGCAUCUCUGCCUCCGCCUCUGCCCCUGCCUGUGCUGGCUCGCCACCCGCUCCCAGCUCGCAGCGUUGUCAGGCUGUCGCUCAAAGCAGCCCUCAACCCUACGCCAGUCCUGACAACCUGUCGGAGGGCGCUUCACAGCGUCGACGGGCGCUUCUACUGCCCAUACGACUGUCCCAGUCUGUUUCUCCAGAUGAAAGUCGGUAUUCGACGCCUCAUCGCCCGCCAAUCUCCUAUACAUUCAUAAGGAACCGACAUAGCCUCCUCCACCUGACCAGCUCAACACCGGUUCGAGUCCCGCCAAUAAGGUCCCUGCGGUCGUCAGGCUCUCGCAGGAGCCUCACAAAGGAAACAAAGGAAAUGAACUUCACUCCUCGGCCAUAUGAGCUAGGUGAAACCAUUGCGACACAAUUCUCGUCCCAUUCCGAGAGCCGAUAUAGGCACGACGACGCUCCCCUUCACCAUACCGAUCUCGACCGGCAAGAUGAGACUGGCGAUGUGUUUAUGAGAAUUGCAAGAGAAGAACCAGUCCAUGGUCUGAGGGGAGCUAGUAACGACGAUGAUGCAUCAUCAGUUUCCGGACUAAGACGAACCUCUCAUCGCCGCCCUCUGUCCACCACGGUUGCCGCCUAUCAUCCAAGCUCACCCCCGAGGGUCAGGCGCCGACUUUCUGAUCAGCAAGACAGGCCGCGUCCCAAGUACCUGGAAGACGACCAAGGAAGCGAACUCUCCAGGACCACCACGACGUUUCGCGGCUUCACAAGAGAGGGCGCAGCUUCUGCACAUCCCGGCGAAGAGAUUUCCCGGAUACGAUCUGGCCUCGUCAAUUUGCGCCCCUCUCCGCUUUCUGCGCGUUCCGUGGUGGGUAUUGACUCGAGUCAGGACGGCAGCGUUUACGCGCGCAGGCGUGCGUCAAUAACCGAAAGCAACAACACCCUCACCACCAUCGGCGGCCGAACCGUUGGGUACAAGGCUACGGGCUUGAACCAUGGCAGGAAUUACGGGUCGUCCCCGCUCGUCAAGACUGUCGACUACCAGAGCAGGGUGGCGGCUGAGGUGGGACACGGGAUGGAGGGCACAGAAUCCACCGCGUCCACCACGGCGCCAUCGACCGUCUGGGAUGAGUUGGAUGACUUGAAGUCGCGUAUUCACCGUCUCGAACUGACUGGGAAACUGCCGUCCACCUCGGGAGCUGCGGUGUCGAGGCUGUCAGACGACAGACCCGCAACGGCCACCACGACAGUCACCACCAUGUCUCUGUCACCGAAGCGGCAGGCUGCGGGACAAGCCACCGAGGUCUCGAGCACCACAGCCUGCCAAAAGGAAGCCCAUCCCCUUCUUCACGCGGCCUUGUUCAAGUCCAAGCCGUUCCUGAGUCCAGAGGUUCACCAAGCGCUGGAAUCGGCAGCAAACGACGCCAUGGCGCUGUCCUCCAUGAUGGGUGCCCCUGGUCAACCCGGCCCCAUGUCCGGGGCCGCAAGCACGAUUGGGGCCCCUGGAACACUCACGGAUCGACAACUGCGAAGAAAGGCCGACUCGGUCUGCCGGAGUCUGACGGAGCUAUGCGUUGCGCUGGGAGACGGCCUGGCUCAAUCGAACGCGCCAUCGACCCUUCCGGUGAUGGCGCAGCAUGACGGACCGGCGACGCCAACGGUACUGAAGUCGUGGAGCGGCCUACCUGCUCCAAGACGACCAAGUGUGGCGGAGCAGGGAUUGCCGAAAUCCAGCAGCAGCAGCAGCAGCCCCAGGGUACUGUCCAAGUUUGAGGAGCGGCGCAGCCUGAUGCUCGGCGGAACAAGCGUGCCGAGGACGGCCGGCUCAGCUCCGACCACGCCCGUUGAAGGGAACCCGACAAGACGAUCCUCUCUCUUGAUUGCUCGCACACGACGGGCCGCCGCCGAGGAACCUGACCUGGGUCGCACACCCACCGUGUUGCGAUCGCGACGCGCAGGAACCGAGGAGCCCGAGGAUGGGCGUCAAAGCUCACUUUUUUUCAGGCACCGGCGCGGCACCGUGGGCGAGGAUGGCGAGGGGGCGAGGUUCCGUCCGCCCUCUCGAGCCGGAACCGACGUGAACAUGGUUAGGGGUCAAGGACGGGAGCUCGUGUCAGGAGCACACGAGGGCACGUCGUCGCCAGCUCCAUCGGCCCUUCCCCGGCGGCGAUUUCUCUCCACCAACCUGCAUUCCUCACGGCUGGCAGGCCCGUCGGCAUCCAGCGCGGCAUCGCCCAGGAGAUAUGCGGAUCGACCGACGGGAGACGCAGACAUGGACGAGGGCGCGGGAGGUUCGUCGCUGCAAAGACAAGGUCCUCCACUGAGCAAAGGGAUGGUGCAUGCUCGAGCUAGCAGCCUGAGCGCACGGCGAAGCCGCGACAACCAGGGUCUAAACAAUACCGGUGCCGCCACUGGGACCUACAGAUGA